AUGAGACAGGAGGAACUCGAGCAAGCAGAGCAGGCUAAAAAAAGGGCGCGCCAGAAGGGAACAGCGCAAAAGACAGCUGGCAGGAAGUUUCAAAGGCAGGGAUCAGUUGAGGCAGCUGGAAACGGCCAAGAACAGGUUAUGCCGGAAGGAAACGAGGGUGCUCAGACUACGGAGAGUCAAGGGACGGGACGUGAGCAACUAGGUAAACAAGCGACGGAGGCACAAGGUGGACAAGAGACGACAGAAAAUGUGAAAGAAGAGUCAGGAAGUGAAGCAGAAGAUGACAAGAAGUGUGCGGCACUAUCGCCGUGCCUUAAAGACAGCGAUUGCGGGGAUGGAGUGUGCAACGGCGGUAAAACUUGCGAGUGUCUGGGUUGUCCGGCCCUUUGGGGAUGUAAGGAUGAUAAAGACUGCGGUGGGUUCAUGGGCGCCUGUGAUCCGGAGAAAGGAACCUGUGAUUGCGAACAAGGUUGGGUUUCGCUGAUUUAUGUUUCGCAUGACGUUGACUUAUUCAUUUCAGCUGCUAAGAGUGCUGGUUUUGAAAGUUACUUUGCUUCGCUGUCGACGCUUUGUUCACAGAAAUGCGAGUCUAGUGACGACUGCUUUGGCCUGAGGUGUCUUCCAGGGCUUUGCGCUUGCACUUAG
Enterobius vermicularis (human pinworm) is the source of this 645-nucleotide messenger RNA. NCBI's taxonomy places the organism in Eukaryota, Metazoa, Nematoda, Chromadorea, Rhabditida, Oxyuridae. The record is from the annotation of a GenBank genome assembly.